GAGCAGUUCAAAGAUUUGCAUAUGCAGAUGCAUCUAGUGAAUCUAGUGAGUAGAAACAGCAGCUUAGUAGCUAGGAUCGUGACAACUUUUGAAUCAUGUUUGUUUUCAAGCAGUGCUGAUCAAAGAUGCCAUCGGGUUUUCUCGUUUUUCUUUUUGCUUCGUCGCACAGCUGUGCAACCAUUCCAAGUCUGACUGUUCCGAUUGGGAAGACUAUUGAGAUCGGACUUGAUGAAUCUAGAGGAGAUGCAUGGGAAGGUAGGCAAAGAGAUGGCAUGGCUCCCUUGCUGACCGAAAAAUAUUAGCCAACACAAGCUCAGUUGACAUUGCCACAUAUCGACCCCCUUCAGGACAUGUCAAGACAUCUCAACGGCCUUUGAACUCGCUAUUAGGUUGGAGGCGAUGCCUGGAAGGUUGGCCAUCGCUCUUGGGUUGGAGGCCAUUGCUAUUAGGUUCUUUGAACUCGUUGUUUUCUCUUCAUCUACCAUGUUCACAACACGAUGAUGCCGGAUGAUGCUGGAAAAUGCCUGCGCUUCUUCUGCACAAGGCCUCACUCUUUCAAUGAGCAACUUGCCGAAAGCUUUCACCAACCUGCGCUUUCCAGCAAGGACGCUAUUAGUAGCUCCUGGCCUUACUACUAGGAGCAAGGACGCUACUAGGAACAAAGGGCAUUGCUACUAGGAACAAAUGGUGCGACCAAAGAGUUCACCUCAAAGACGAAGAGAAGAAGGAGCCUUCGGGCCGGCCCUGAUUCGACACUCACCGUCACCAAUUUAGAGCAACUGAUUUCCUCCAACGUCGCAGGGCAGACAAGGGUCGAAGAGAUUGCCCGAAGAGACAGACGUCAAUGCAGCAAUCACUUCUCAUCUUGCAAGAAAGUGUGCGCAAGCGGUUUGCUGUUUUUGGUUCUGUCACAGCUUUAGGCGCUAACGUCUGCUGAACAGGAACUGCCAACACGUCCAAACCCGCGACCUUUGGCCCAGAUCCGCAGAUUGAAAGGACUUGGCUUGCCCGGCUUGCCCUUUUGUGAAAUGCCUUUGACCUUAGAGUCAGAUGAUGUAGACGACAUCGAUCCGGGAACAUUUGUCUAUUGGUGCGGGCAAGAUGAUGAUAUUCCACGAGACGACCUGGGCGAAGUUCUUUCAGUUCAUGAUGAAAAGCGGAAGGUGAGCUUCCCUAAGGGCACUUGGAAGCUGUCCGCAGUCAAGGUGAACGUCUCCGAUUUCCAAAAGAAGACCUUCGUGCAUGUCGUGGAUGAUGAAAUAGACGCCGCUGCAAUUGGACAAAUUACCGAGUUGGACAAUGGCAAAUUGUGUGUGAUGAUCCAAGGGAAGCAAAAGUUUUUCCAUACAAACAAGUUGAUGCGAUGUGACUUCCAACCAGGGAUGUUUGCUUUUUGGACCCGAGCAGAUGAUGAAAUCCCGAAGAAUCACAUGGGAGUGAUCUUGGAAGACUUGAACGAUGAAGGCAGAGUGCAGGUGAAAUUCCCAAAUGGCACGUGGCGCUUCAAGCCGUAUCAAUUAGUGCGAGCGCAUGUUCAACCCCGCUCAUACGUACAGUGGACCGGCUCAGACGAUGAUAUUCCCAAAGGUGAGAUCGGAAGGGUUGUUGGAGAUCUGAAUGAUGAAGGGAGGAUUCUGGUGCAAUUCUGCAAGGGGAGAUGGAGAUUUAAGCCAGAGGAGCUCUUUUUGAACGAGAUGCAGUAUGGUUGCUUCGUGAAGUGGAGUUCACACGAUGAGGAUGUCAAGAAAGGCGAUGUCGGCAUUGUCACCGGCUUGAAAAAAGACAGUGGCAGGCUCAAAGUUAGGUUUCCUAAAGGACAGUACAACUUCAAAUCCAACGAGCUCCGACUACAUCAAGUUCAGCCUGGGGAGUUCGUUUAUUGGGAUAAAUGUGACAAUGACAUCCCCAGAGGACACAUCGGAGAAGUGGUGAGGAUGAAAGACGAGGAGAAUUAUGUUCGGGUCCAAUGGCCACGAGGAACAUGGAGCAUGAAACCACAUGAACUCCAAAAGCUUCCCUUUCAACGAGCGGAUCGUGUGCAAUGGAUUAAAGCGGACGACGACAUCCCAGAAGGGCACAUUGGCCAGGUCAUGGGCAUCAAGUACGGAGAGGACGAGGAAGAUGGCUUAACAGGGCACAGGUUGUUCGUGCGCUUUCCAAAAGGGCGCUGGCACUUCGAUCCUUCGUCUUUGAAGAGCCUCAACCUGGAUGUUGAUGGUGUCAACGAGCUCAAGGCAACAUUCAAGCGCUUUGACAAGAAUGGAGAUGGAAAGCUUUCGCUGGAAGAAUUGCAGUCUGUCUUGGGAAAGCUCGGAGAAGGUGGUGGGGGACUUUCCGAUGAGGAAUGCCAAGAGUUGUUCAAUGCGCUGGACAAGGAUGGAAAUGGCAAGCUCACUUCGGAUGAGUUCCUGGACUAUGUUUUUGGUACUGAUGCCUCGGGAUCUAGCAAGAAGCUUCUUGGAGAUGGCUUUGGUCUGCAAGCUGUGCUGGGCCUGGGCGGUGAUGAUGAGGAAGAAGAUGACGAUGAUGAUGAUGAUCCCAACAGCGGAGGCGGUGGUAAUCAGGUGGUCAUCCCUCCUACUGAUUUCAACGUCACCUUGGAUCCAGAGGAUGUGGGCGAGAUCAACGGCGAGACCCCUGUAUCCAAGGCCGAAUGGGUUUCAGCUAUGCUUACAGUGGGUAUGUGUCGAGCUGCUUCAGUGGAAAGCUUCGAAGGAUGUCUGAAAGAACUGGGCCAAGAGGAUGGCGAGGUGCCGUUGAAAGAAUUAGCUGCGGAGCUGAAUGGAAUUGGGAGCGCAGCAGGUGUUGAGGAGUUGCGGGCAGCGGUGGGAAAGGUGAAACAGGGCAAGGUACCUGCGCAAGAUCUUGAGGUUGCACCAGAGGACAAUCCGUUUGAAAAGGAGUUGGCCACGAAGACCGGCAUUGAUGGCCUUCUUUUCCAUCUGAAUGUCCGCAAGAUGAGCUAUGACGACUCAGCAGCCGAACUUCCGAAUGCAAAACUCUCUGCCCUGGAAGAGAAGGUCUUGGGAGAAAUGGGAGAUGGCUUGGUGGAUGCAGUCAAGGAACAUGCUCAAAAUCCACCCACCUUGAGCGCUGUAUCCUCCUGGCAACGUGCGCGAGAGAAUUGCCGAAAAGAAGUCCAGGCGAUCAUCGACCAGUGCACGAGCAGCGGAGAGAAGUUUGUGGAUACGACAUGGAAUCCAACUGAAAGCGACGAAGCAGAAGCAUUUGUAAUGUAUGUCGACAAAGAAAAGCCCGGUUGGGAUUGCACUGCCACCAAGCCAAAGAGUUGGAAGCGAAUCAAGGAGGUCAUGGAGAACGGAGAGGUGGUGGUCGGGGACUGCGCUGCAAAUGACAUUGAUCAGGGCAGCUGUGGAGACUGCUUUUUGUUGGGGGCCCUCGGCGCCGUCGCCGCCAACCGGAAGCGCUUCAUUCGGCAAGCCUUUGUGCACUACGACACUGAGAUCGGAGUAUAUGGGAUACUCUUCUGCAUCGAAUCACAUUUCGUCUACGAGAUUAUCGAUGACAACAUGGGCAUGAGAAGCAGCUCUAAACUGAGAUGGGCUUCGAGUAGGGACAAGGAUGAGUUCUGGGUAUCCAUUCUUGAGAAGGCGUAUUUUAAGCACCACACAUGUGUGGAAAUGUGCGAUGGUGGUCAUGGAACUGAAUCGAUAUUCUGCUUCCUGGGUGGAGUCACUGGCAUGUACGAAGUUGGCAGCAAAUAUUUUGACAAGCCCAAAGAGUACUUUGACUUGGUCAAUAAGGGUCUAAGCAGCGGCGAGCUCAUGACAACGGGAUUCACAAAACCCAGCAAAGGGAAAUAUGCAGAAGGAGCCCAGGGUCCAGAUGGCCCUUGUGGAGAGAAAGGAUUGCCUUUUGGAUUGAUUGGCGGUCAUUGCUAUUCGAUCAUAAGAAUUGCAGAAUGCAACGGCCAUCACUUACUUUGCAUCCGAAAUCCUUGGGGAUCAGGUGAAUGGUCUGGGCCAUGGAGUGACGCGGACUCGAACUGGACAGACGAGAUGAAGGAAGCUCUUGGAGUUGUGAACAAGGUGGAUGGUACAUUUUGGAUGGCUGUCGAGGACUUCGUGCAAGUCUCAAAAGGAAUCAAGUUCAUCCGGAACUUCGGACCUUCCUGGCAAUGCGCGGUGCAGAGAGGAUGUUACAGCGAGGAACCGAGCAAAGCCCGUGCCAAGAAGGAUUAUCAAGCCUGUGACGACAGUGAGAUCACCUUGAAAAGGGGCGACAUUCUUCAACUCUCGCAAGAUCAAGGAUACUGGAAAAAAGGCACCAACGAGAGAACAGGUGAAAGCGGAUUCUUUCGGACCAAAGAUGUUGACGUGCAGAUCAAGCAAGCAUAUAAGUUCAAAUUAUCGGUCGAGGACAUGGCGGAGGGGACGCCCUUGAUCUUUGCAGCCAUGUCCGAAAACCAACUGAUGAGGCGCGAAUGGAAAGUCCGAAAGGAAGAUGGCAUGAAUUACAAAGACAAGUCGCAACCUACCGGACUGCUCUUCAUCAUUGACAGCAAUGGGCAAAAGAAGAAGGAAAAGCUCAGGUACCGGCAUGUAUGGACAUACUUGGAUAGCACAAAGGGACCAUGGUCUGUGUACCUGUCCGCCAUUAAUGGAAGAGGCAUGCGGUACAAUGUGUUUGGAAUCUCGUUGGAAAUCAGUAUCAAGCACCGACUAGGUACUCAGCCUGCUUUUGGCUAAGGAUACGCCCCACAUGGAACCAUACACUUGGAGAAGGAGGAUGCAUGUCCAGCAUUCGAUAGCUGAGUUGUUGAUCAUUGCUUUUUGUUGCCUCAUGUUCUUUUCUGAGGGUUGAUGGUCAAUGGUUGUGUUCUGGAGAAAUUGAAGACAUCAGGCCUUCAAUGCACACUUUACAGGUUGAGAAAAACAAUCCGAGACGGCUCCUUCCACUUUUGGCCUUUCCAAGGUGAUCUCGUACUCAGAUUUCUUGGAUGCAGUUUUUUAAGUGCCAGUGUGCAAUUUUUUACUCAGAUUCACCGGAAAUCGGAUGGAAGGUAAAAAUUUUGCCAGUUGUACUUUGAACUGGGUAACAAAACCUUGACUUGCACUUGCACUGACACCAACUCCCGUGGCAGAGCCAAAGAGUUCAAGUUGGAACUCCAUUUUGGAAGCCCUCCGUGUAAUAUAUGUUUUGACGUGAUCUUUAGACUUCGCAGCUUCCAUUCAGACCAUCUG
Molecule: messenger RNA, 5204 nt
Organism: Durusdinium trenchii
Lineage: Eukaryota; Dinophyceae; Suessiales; Symbiodiniaceae
Source: the annotation of a GenBank genome assembly